Messenger RNA from Cordyceps fumosorosea ARSEF 2679, 1389 nucleotides. RefSeq names its product C6 transcription factor. Bases 1 to 1389 code for a protein of 462 amino acids. The transcript is spliced from 2 exons. Gene Ontology annotation, molecular function: DNA-binding transcription activator activity, RNA polymerase II-specific; zinc ion binding. Gene Ontology annotation, biological process: regulation of transcription by RNA polymerase II. The record is from RefSeq and is a predicted model, not a curated record. NCBI's taxonomy places the organism in Eukaryota, Fungi, Ascomycota, Sordariomycetes, Hypocreales, Cordycipitaceae.
AUGUCACCGCUACCGAGCGAAAGCAAGACAGAGCCGGCCUACCAGGUCAUCUCGUUCCAGCCCCAUCGCGAAGCGCAGGCUCGCAAAUACAUCACGCGCAAGUCGCACCGCAAAUCGCGAGGCGGCUGCUUGGGAUGCAAGCUGAGCAGAAUCAAGUGCGAUGAGGGCAAGCCUUCCUGCACAAGGUGUCUCCGAUGCAACGCGGAAUGUCAGUACUCUGCGUCCGGUAGAUCCAAACCAGCUCGCAAGCCCGCCCCGUCGAAACGAGGGGAUGCCAUCGGCGCGACAACCGCCCUCACCCCCUACACGCCGCCGUUCGCCUUCGCCCAGCCCUCAGCCAUCGCGCUGGCCAACACCUACCUGCAGUCCAAGUCCCCCGCGCGAGGCGUAUCGCGCGUCUCCCUCCUUCACCACAUCAACCAGCACUUCCACGCCCCCUCCACCGGUCUCGAGACCGCCUGCGGGCAGAUGGCCUUCAUCGUCGGCCUCGGCGCCAGCCGCCCUUACCUCCUCGACGUGACCCUCGCCGUGGCCGCCUGCCACCUGCGACACAUGUACCAGACCAACAACGACGACGAUGCCGCCGUAUCCGCGUGCCGCGUCGCGGAGCACUACCAGCAGUCGCUCGCCAUCCGCAGCUUCAACCGCGCGCUAGGAGAGCCGCUGGACCAGGAGGCCUCCGACUCGGUGCUCAUCUCCUCCAUGAUGUUCAACCUCCUCUCCUUUGCGCUCGACGACGACGAUGACCCGGCACGGUCCUGGGUCUUCACCGCCGCGCCGGACCGCCUCGCGUGGUUCUCGCUGAGCAUGGGCCUGGCGCCGCUGCUGGAGCGCACCAAGCGGUUCCACGACCGCUCCAUCCUCCGCCACAUCUUUGACGCCUCCGAUGACGAGCGGAAGACGUACCACGGCGACGGGGCAAAGUCGCUGUCGAGGGUACCGCCGCACUGGCUUCGCCUGUGCGGGCUCGAUUACGCUUCCGCCGACCCCGAUCACAUCUUUUACGAACCGGUGCGCGUCCUCGCCGAGUUGGUGUCUACCCCGGUCAGCCACGAAUCGUUCUUCCUGUACAUGGCCUUCUUUGGCAAGGUCGGGGUCGCGUUCCGCUCCUUGCUGGAGCACGACAGCGAGCCGGCCAUGUGGCUCUUGGGGUACUGGCUCGGGCUUCUGUGUCGCUUCGACCAGGUCUGGUGGCUCAGCGGCAGGGCGAGAAGGGACUAUCGCGCCAUCUGCAUAUGGUUGGAUAAGCGUAAAGUGCGACGAAGGCCGGAAGCGGAGGGACUAAUGUGGAGGCAGCUCAUGGUUGAUCUCGAAGGCGCCACGCAGCAGGCGGUUGAAGUCAAGGUGAAGGGCUUCAAGAGGCCCGAACCAACUGAGAUCUUAGCUUAG